Abrus precatorius (Indian licorice) is the source of this 2067-nucleotide messenger RNA. Its product is annotated as polyubiquitin-like. The coding region runs from base 73 to 1218 and encodes 381 amino acids. Gene Ontology annotation, cellular component: cytoplasm; nucleus. Gene Ontology annotation, biological process: modification-dependent protein catabolic process; protein ubiquitination. The transcript has 2 exons. Gene Ontology annotation, molecular function: ubiquitin protein ligase binding; protein tag activity. The record is from RefSeq and is a predicted model, not a curated record. NCBI's taxonomy places the organism in Eukaryota, Viridiplantae, Streptophyta, Magnoliopsida, Fabales, Fabaceae.
AUCGCUUAUUUCAUCUCAGCAUUUGCACAACCCUAAUUUCGUAGUCCCUUUUCUGAAACUUUCCCUUUUAAGAUGCAGAUCUUCGUGAAAACUUUGACCGGCAAGACCAUUACCCUCGAGGUAGAAAGUUCGGAUACCAUUGACAACGUGAAAGCCAAGAUCCAAGACAAGGAAGGUAUCCCACCGGACCAGCAAAGGCUUAUCUUUGCGGGUAAACAACUUGAGGAUGGUCGCACUCUUGCGGAUUACAACAUCCAAAAGGAGUCCACGCUACACCUUGUGCUCCGUCUCAGGGGUGGCAUGCAAAUCUUCGUCAAGACCUUGACAGGGAAAACCAUAACCCUAGAGGUAGAAUCGUCUGACACCAUUGACAAUGUCAAGGCCAAGAUCCAGGACAAAGAGGGUAUCCCUCCAGAUCAGCAGAGGUUGAUUUUUGCUGGUAAGCAGCUUGAGGAUGGAAGAACCCUCGCUGAUUACAAUAUUCAGAAGGAGUCCACUCUUCACUUAGUGCUUCGUUUGAGGGGUGGCAUGCAAAUUUUCGUCAAGACUUUAACGGGAAAGACCAUUACUUUGGAGGUGGAGAGUUCGGACACAAUUGAUAAUGUGAAAACCAAGAUUCAGGACAAGGAAGGCAUCCCUCCAGACCAGCAGAGGCUUAUCUUUGCCGGGAAGCAGCUUGAAGAUGGAAGAACCCUUGCGGAUUACAACAUCCAGAAGGAGUCAACUUUGCAUUUGGUUUUGCGGCUUCGCGGUGGCAUGCAAAUUUUUGUGAAGACUUUGACGGGAAAGACCAUAACGUUGGAGGUUGAAAGUUCUGAUACCAUUGAUAAUGUGAAGGCCAAGAUACAGGACAAGGAGGGUAUCCCACCGGACCAGCAGAGGCUUAUCUUUGCUGGGAAGCAGCUGGAAGAUGGGCGUACUCUUGCUGAUUAUAAUAUCCAGAAGGAAUCCACUCUGCACUUGGUAUUGAGGCUUCGUGGCGGGAUGCAAAUUUUUGUGAAGACUCUGACAGGGAAAACUAUUACCCUUGAGGUGGAAAGCUCUGAUACGAUUGAUAAUGUGAAAGCAAAGAUUCAGGACAAGGAGGGUAUUCCCCCCGACCAGCAACGACUUAUUUUUGCUGGCAAGCAAUUGGAAGAUGGUCGUACGUUGGCAGAUUAUAAUAUUCAGAAGGAAUCCACCCUCCAUCUUGUCCUUCGCCUUCGUGGUGGCUUCUAAGUGUCUCUCCAUCUGUCGUGUCUGAUGUACCUUGAGCUUGCGGUUUGCAGCUCUUUAUUAAAACUUGGUGUGUGAAACUUUAGUGUGAUAUAUGUAAGCUCUUUUAUCGCUCGUCCCCUUCAUGAAAUGGUUAUGAAGGGGCUAAAUAAGUCAUUUACAAGUGUUUUGAACUAGUACAUCCAUUUUCAAUCUAAUAUUUCUCAUAAAAACGUGUUUAUUGUUAUUGGCAAUUGAUAUAGUAUUAGGAUCGUCUAUUUUGUCAAAUAAGAUGAAUUUUCAUCUAUUCCUCGAGUAUAAAACUUGCAAUUGCAUUCACCUGGCAGAAAGGGCAUCUGAUGUAGGAGACUGAGGAGAAUCUAGUACAUUAUCAUGUUCCUAUUGCCAAUUCUGAUAAUCUUGCAUCUGGAUGAUACUGGACCCUUCUGCGAAGAAACGUGGUUGAGUUGGCUGGUUCAAGUAUCCUUCCCAGUUUGACUUGAAAAUGACUUUCUUCAAGACUCCAAAAGUUAGAAACUUGUCUAUCAUGAAGAGGCCCAUUGCCUUUGCAAUUGGAUUCAAAUGGGAAUACUUGUUAUAUUCCCCAAUCUUCUAUCAUUAGAAGACAGGAAUUUUGUGAACGUUAGAGGCUUUGCUUCCACAUAAGUAAAUAUUUAUCUUCAUUCUUUAAAUUUUUGAUCAUUUAAUCGAUGAUUUUAUGAAUUUUUUAUUUUAAUAUAUGAUUUUAUAAAUUAUAAUUGUUUGUAUAUUUAAAAAUUAAAAGUGAAAUUUUCAUAAAUUAAAAUAGUGUGAUUAUAAGAUCUAGAAGUGAGUUGCAAACAUUUUCAAGUGAAAGAAGCGGUCCUACAUCCU